This is a messenger RNA of Saccharomycodes ludwigii, 2622 nucleotides long. RefSeq names its product citrin (gene AGC1). The record is from RefSeq and is a predicted model, not a curated record. The transcript has a single exon. Gene Ontology annotation, biological process: malate-aspartate shuttle; aspartate transmembrane transport; L-glutamate transmembrane transport. Gene Ontology annotation, molecular function: L-glutamate transmembrane transporter activity; L-aspartate transmembrane transporter activity. Bases 1 to 2622 code for a protein of 873 amino acids. Lineage: Eukaryota; Fungi; Ascomycota; Saccharomycetes; Saccharomycodales; Saccharomycodaceae.
AUGGAACUUUUAAAUACCAAUAGCCACAAGAAAAAACAACAAAUUGAAAUUUUUAGCCAAUUUGCACAGCCAAUAGAAAGUAAUAGUUCAAGGCUUGUGUUAAAGUACCACGACUUUAUCGAAUUAAUCACCAACAGCAGAGAUUUUUAUGAAAAAUUCACUGACCACUGUUUUAACUUAAACCAAAUUCCCAAGAAUACAUUUGGUUGUAUAUUUUUUGCAUUAGAUGAACAAAAUAAAGGUUAUUUAACAAUAAAUGAUUGGUUCCAUUUUAAUAAUUUAUUGGAAUUGGAUAACUACCAUUUGAUCAUUCUGUAUGAGUUUUUAAGAAAAUGUGACCCAACAAGUCAAUUAAAAACUUAUAGUUACGGUAACAAAUUUUUAAGCUUUGACUCGUUAGAACUUGAUCUGAGCAAUUUUAAAAAUACUAUAAAAAUUAUACAGUCCGGCGUAAAUGACACCUUUUUAAAUGCCAAUAAUUUACAAUUGAAUUGGGAUGAUUUUAAGUGGCUACCUUUAUAUUUGAAGAAAAACAACAAAUUGACUUUGAAUUCAUUAUUAUCCAUUUUGCAAAAUGAUUUGAAAACGGAAAAAUGCAUCAAUGGGUUUCAAAACCUAUGUUGCGAUUCUAGUAGUGGAAAUACUGAUUUGGGGGAAACUAUUAGCAAAAACCAAUUAAUUUACUUAUUAAAACUAUUGUAUUCCCAUAGAAUUAGUGCGGACGUCUUUGGUUCUUUGAAUUUAUCAAAUUCGUUUUUAAUAAAGUCGGACAAUAACUAUAUUUCAUAUAAUGUCUUCAAAGAUAUUAUAUAUCUUUUCGAGAAUUUCGAUUUAAUAAACCAAAUUAUAUUACGUUAUGCAGAAGAAAAUUCCUUGGAUGAAAAUGACUGGAAAACACAUAUUUUAAAUAAAAAAAAUUUCAUGAAUUUCAUUAAUCACCAUUAUGAUAAGAUUAAUAAUAUUUCUGAGUUUACACCAUCCCAGAUUAAUUUAUUGUUUUCCAUUGUGGCCAAUUCUAAAGAAAACAAUUUCAAAUUUAAGAAAAAUAAUGUCCAAAAUCAAGUGAAUACUGGAAACCCUAGCGCUGUUGAUGACCAUGAUUCGAAGAAUUAUGAUGCCAAUUACAGUCAAUGCAACGUUUAUUGUCACAAGGAUAAAUAUAUCAACGAAUAUAUUAAUAAAGAGUACAAUAAAGAUUGGUUAAGAGAAUACUCCAAAGAAUACUCGGCAGAAGUUUUCAAUCAGAAUUACAACGCUUUGAUGAUGGAUUUGGAUCAAUCUAAAAACAUCCAAAGUUCAGCUACUUCUCUAUUUAAAUUUUUCUGCGACAAGCUUUUCAUGGCUUCUCCCGCCGACAGUACAGCUGCAAAUAUCCAUCCAUUGAAUUAUUUAACCGUGGAAGAUUUUUUAAAAUUGGUCAAUCCCAACUACCUAAAUGAUAAAGUGCAUGAAAUGGAAAUGAGUAGAUUAAAAUCAGAAUCUCUAAGAACAAAUUUUUACUUCUUCCCCAUUUUUGACUCCAUACAUAAUUUCUUAUUGGGCUCGAUCGCGGGUUGUAUUGGUGCCACCGCUGUUUAUCCGAUUGAUAUGGUCAAAACCAGGAUGCAGGCACAGCGUACUAAUGAUCUAUAUAAAAAUAGUAUAGACUGUUUUGUGAAAAUUCUGCGCAGGGAGGGAAUAAAGGGCAUCUAUUCUGGUUUAGGUCCACAAUUAAUUGGGGUUGCCCCAGAAAAGGCUAUCAAAUUGACAGUCAACGAUUAUAUGAGAAACACUUUUACUGAUACUAAAACGGGUAACAUCAAAGUGUACCAAGAAUUGCUUAGUGGUGCAAUGGCUGGUGCUUGUCAAGUUAUCUUUACAAAUCCGUUGGAAAUAGUUAAAAUCAGAUUGCAAGUCAAAAAUGAAUAUAAAGGUGGUGCAGGUAUUACUGCUACCAGCAUUAUUAGGAAAUUGGGACUCACUGGUUUGUAUAAAGGUGUGUUGGCUUGUUCUCUACGAGAUAUCCCCUUUUCGGCCAUUUAUUUUCCGACAUAUGCUCAUAUCAAAAAAGAUUUAUUUAAUUUUGACCCAAAAGAUAAAAACAAAAGAAGUAAACUAGAAACUUGGGAACUUUUGACUUCCGGUAGUUUAGCUGGUAUUCCGUCUGCUUAUUUAACCACCCCGUUUGAUGUCAUCAAAACAAGAUUACAAAUUGUACCCAAAAGUGGUGAAACUAAAUAUACUGGUAUCAUUCAUGCUGCAAAAACUAUAUUAAGGGAGGAAAGUUUCAAAAGUUUUUUUAAAGGGGGAGGUGCUCGUGUUUUGAGAUCGUCCCCUCAAUUUGGGUUUACCUUGGCUGCAUAUGAAAUAUUUCAAAAUUUGUUUCCAUUGCAACAAAAUAACAGUAUGGGUUCUAAAAUGGAUGAAAAAAUGACACAUGAUACAAUGUCGCCACAUUCCCCGGAGUCGUCUACUAGUCAAAUGCCAAGUGAUACUUCGCAUUUAAAGACAAAUUAUAUGGAUUAUUAUUAUAAAAGUUGUAAUAUUUCAAAAGUUUUCAUUGAUUUAGAUUAUAAUUUUGCACAAUUUAAUUAUGAUGUUUAUCAAAAAUUGCGUGAUUUGGUACGGAAGGGAAAUAAUUAA